Exaiptasia diaphana is the source of this 735-nucleotide messenger RNA. RefSeq lists its product as uncharacterized. The coding region runs from base 22 to 666 and encodes 214 amino acids. The transcript has a single exon. NCBI's taxonomy places the organism in Eukaryota, Metazoa, Cnidaria, Anthozoa, Actiniaria, Aiptasiidae. The record is from RefSeq and is a predicted model, not a curated record.
CGUUCAAGAAGGUCUACUGCCAUGCUAACUGCACAAAGAAGUCCACACACUCCUGAAAUUAUGGAAUGGCACAUGUCUAGUGACCUUAGUCAGUCAACAAUCUUGGGUAGGAGUGGCAGUAAUGCUUGCACAUUCAUUGCCUUGUGUUGUGGGCAUUUGUUUCAUCAAGCUAAUCUCCAACCACCAACAAAUGGAACUGACCCGGACAAUGGUUGGCAAGUGUGCCUUAGAAAAGUUAUUAUUUCUGGUAAUGAAAUACAUGAUGACAUCUUUGAGCAUGAUCCUGUAAAUGUAAGCGUUGAUGAAGCUGAACAAAUUGCAGGGAGCAAGUGUCAUGUGGAAAAGUUAAUGCCACAGUUAGAUGUGUUUGGUCAUAAUGCUACUGGUCAACUAUCGACAGUUUUCGAAGGUUUAACAGAAACACAGAGACCCAAUUGCAGUGUUGUCAUUAGUGAUGAAUGUGCAUUCCUGUUCAUUGUGAACACUGAUGGAUCAGCCAUGCUGAUAGAUUCACAUCAUCAUAAACAGUAUGGAGCUUUGAUAUCAUAUGCACAACCAAAUGAUGUAGGCCAUAUGGCGCCAUGGUUGCCAAGAAUGAUGCAUCAAACAUGGAAGUCAACAUUGAAAACAACAUCAGUAACUCCUGCUAUUUAUAGGCAGGUCUAAUACAUGUACAACAAAAAUUAUUAUUGUUUUGUAAGACCUAGCAGCUGUUUAACCUUGUUUGUUUAUAUA